Pteronotus mesoamericanus is the source of this 4304-nucleotide messenger RNA. It is a transcript of the gene GPRASP3, whose product is annotated as G protein-coupled receptor associated sorting protein family member 3. Gene Ontology annotation, cellular component: cytosol; nucleus. Lineage: Eukaryota; Metazoa; Chordata; Mammalia; Chiroptera; Mormoopidae. The record is from RefSeq and is a predicted model, not a curated record. The transcript has 6 exons. Bases 906 to 2543 code for a protein of 545 amino acids.
GUAUCCCUCCGCCCCCGUGCCGAGACUCUCGCGGCCAGCUGUUCCUGCCGCAGCCUGCGCAGCCCCUGCCCGUUUUGGUGCAGCGGCGCGCGGGCGGGGGGAGGCUUGGGGAGGCGGGAUCCCUCUUUGCAAUUCGGAGCGUACGGAAGGCUGUGGGAGUCUGAGUGAAGAGCUCCGGGAGCCGGGGAGACGACCCCGCGGGCGCUGAGCCUGGGGCCAGUUGGGCCCCGCUUCCUGGGUGCUCUCCUUUCCAACAGGCACCUCAUUGAUGCCCAAGUCUCCGGUCUGCGGACUAGGUCUGGCGAUUUCAGGCGGCAGGGUGCAUCUGUAGAGGAGCGGCUUGAGAAGAAGUUGGAGCAGGAAAAUAGCGUGGAUUUCAGGAGCUAGAAAACUGUUCUUUGGUGGGAAGGAUAGCAUCUCCUGAGAUCUGCUGUGUGGGCUGGCCGGCAUAGGUGGUGAACAAGGUUCCUGUAGAAAUCUGGAGAUAGCUGUUGACUUUGAAUUUAAUUAAGAAAGAGCACCAAAACUGUUCAUCUGGAUCCAAGGUGUUCCUGUGAUUUCAGCUGUCGGGCUUACUAACACUGGAAGCACGAAAGAAAGGAGGGAGAUCAGUGCAGGUCUAUCUCCAGCGGUGGCUGUGGUGGCCUUGGAGUGACAGAAGAUUAUCACUUUCAAAAGGUCUGCACCUAGGAACCAUCGUCUUCCUUCAGUCUGAGUGCCUCUUCCCCCUGCCUGUAUCAUUGACAGAGGCAUUGUGUUUGGAAAGGGGACUGCGUGACUGCUAAACUGGCAGUUGACUCUAACUCUUGCUACAGAGUUUAGCUUUGACCCAGUGAAAGUGUGUCAAGAUACUGACCUGGAAUGCCAUGACUCUAUAGGGCCGUUGAUGUAAUCGGGCUGUAACCAUGACUAGGAGUAGAAACAAGGCCAAAACUGAAAAGAAAACUGGUGUAGAAGCUAAAACAAAGAGGGAGGCUGCUGACAUAGUCAGACCUGUAGCCAAGACCCAGGCUAAAGCAAUAACCAAGCCAGGGUUUCAGGCGAAUGCAGUGGCAGAGAUGAAGGCAGUGUCUAAGAACAACAUUGUUCCUGAGAGGAAAGAAGGAGCCCUGGCAAAUUUCAGUCCCAAAGCUGAAGAUGAGGCCACUCGAGUAUCUCCAGGUUAUUCUGUGGCUGAGGCUAGUGCUGAGUCCAGGUCCACGUGUAAAGAGAAAGCUGGUAUUGAUGCCUGGUUCUGGGCUGGGGAAGAGACCAAUGUUGGUCCCUGGUUCUGGAAUGGAGAAGAGACUGGUAAUCAUUCCAGUGAUAAGGAUGAAGGUAAUGUUGAUACUGGUACUCCAUCUUGUGCUGAGAAGUUAGAGCCUGUGGCCGGGGCUAGCUCUAAGGCUAGGCCAGGGGCUGAAGAGGAGGAAGAAAAUGUUAUUGGGAACUGGUUUUGGGAUGGAGAUGAAACUAGUUUUGACCCUAAUCCUAAACCUGUGAGCAGGAUAGUUAGGCCCCAGCCUGUGGUUGAAAUUAAUGAAAAAAACAGGCCCAAGGACUGGUCUGAGGUAACUAUCUGGCCCAAAGCCCCUGCUGUAACUCCAGCAGUGUUAGGAUUUAGGUCCCAAGUCCUAUCUGAGACAAGGUCUCCUUCAUAUAUUGUCCUGGCCUCAGCUGAAGAAAAUACUCAUUCUUUGCCCGGGGCAACAGUGUGUCUUUCAAAGAGCACACCUUCAUGCUUACAUUCUCUCCGGGAGUACCCAUUUGGUUCUGAACCCUGCGUUCAGACCAUAGAGGAGAUUAGACGCCAAAUCAGGAUCAGGGAGGUGAAUGGGAUUAAGCCAUUUGCUUGCCCUUGCAAAAUGGAAUGCUACAUGAAUUCUGAGGAAUUUGAAAAACUUGUUACCUUACUUAAGUCAACUACUGAUCCUCUCAUUCACAAAAUAGCUCAAAUUGCAAUGGGCAUUAUUAAUGUUCAUCCAUUUGUCCAAGAGUUCGUUAAUGAGGUAGGUGUAGUGACGCUUAUUGAAAGCUUGCUCAGUUUUCCUUCCUCUGAAAUGAGAAAAACAGCUGUAAUUACACUGAAUCCCCCUUCUGGGAAUGAAAGACACCGCAAGAUUGAAUUACAUGUUAAACAUAUGUGUAAGGAAACCAUGUCUUUUCCCUUGAACUCACCUGGACAGCAAUCUGGCUUAAAAAUACUAGGGCAACUGACUACAGAUUCGAACCAUCACCAUAUUGUAGCCAAUUACUUUUCAGAGCUUUUUAAUUUGCUUUCCCAGGGAAAUUGUAAAACCAGAAAUCUUGUUUUGAAAGUACUUUUGAAUAUGUCUGAAAACCCAGCUGCAGCCAGAGACAUGAUCAAUACAAAGGCAUUAGCAGCAUUAAAACUAAUCUUUAACCAGAAAGAAGCAAAAGCCAAUCUUGUUAGUGCUGUGGCCAUAUUUAUUAACAUAAAGGAGCAUUUCAGAAAGGGCUCAAUUGUAGUUGUCAAUCACUUGAGUUAUAAUACGCUCAUGGCCAUUUUCCGUGAUGUUAAAGUAAUUAUUGAAACAAUGUAAAAUGAGCCAGAAGUAAAAACAGAACAGUUUCUAAAAUCUAAUAGUCUGUCCUCAAAGAGCCUUGCAUAAUGCUUUGUUUAUUAUAGUGUGCACAUUAUAAAUUACAUCUUUAACAAUAUUACCUGUGACAGUCUCUAGGUUUCAGAUAGACCAUUUUGGGGGUCAAAUAAAUACUACAUUGUGAGCUGAAAGUGCAUGUUGAUUGUUAUCUUGUGUAGGUGGGGCGCUUCUCAACAUUUAAAUUAAUGAACCAGUUCAUCCUGAGUAAGCCAACUUGUUCAUUUAUAUCUACUUAGAUCCAUUUGUGGCUUUAAAUGGCAAAAAAAAUAAAAAAAAUUUUAAAAAAAGCCUUAAAAUCUAGUUUCAGAAAUAAGGCAUAUACACAAAAAAAGAUAACUAACAGAUUAUACAUAUAUGCGCACUCAUUGCAAAAUGUAUGCUCUCGAUAUGUAAAGAAGGUAGGGGUUUCUAUAAGCUGUUCAAUGAAAGAGGAAUUGUUUUUUCUCUUAUUCUCCCUGCAUCGUAUAACUUACUCUUCAACACAGAAAUGUCCUUGAAUCCUAGGUAAAAUGUAAUACUCAUUUUUAAAUGCUGCUGCUAAGUUUAUAACUCACUGUUAGGCUGUUUGAUUUAUGUCAAAGUCAUCUCAGAACAGAAAGGAGGUAGGUGUAGGGAGGAAACAUUUCCUGAGUACCUGCUCUUAUGUCAGAUACUGUGAUGGCACUAUACUUAACAGGUGUUUUUCCCUUUACCAGUAGUCCUGUGAGCUAGAUAAUGAUACCCUAUUAUAUUGGAUCACCUCUAAUGAGAAUUUCAGAGGUUUAAUAUUUUUUCCUAGAUUCCCAUAGCAGGCAAGUGGUGUAUCUGUUUUGUGUGAUAAUAAAACCCAUUCGCUAUGCUACCUUACAGUCCUCAGACAUUAUUAGCUGGUGGCCCUGAAGACUCUGUCUGGUUUUAAUGAUUCAGUUUGCUGUAGAUAAUGUCCCUGCCAGUCUUGCAGUUCUUCACCUUCUCCAAAUGCACGUCCAUUAGGCAUGUGGCUGUACAUGUCUGGGGUCAGGAGAAAAGUUGGAUGAGUAUAUGGAUAUGAACUGGCAGUGUGUUAAACAGUAGGUACCCAGAAUUGUUCAGUAAGAUGUAAAUUUGGAGUCAUCAGCAAGUGAAAUAUGCUAUAUAUCUUUAUCUUUUUCAAUGGUUACUUUUUUCAAAGAAUGAACCGUUCUGUACAUUGUUCCACAUGUUUAAGAAAAAUUGCUUUCUUCCUUGGAAAAUCAGUCUUUUUACCAUUUGUACUUUUUCCUAUUUCAUAUGUAUGUUAUGAAAUGGCAAAAGGCUCUAUCUUUUACUAGUAGUCUAGUCCGCUUUCUGCUUUUGUACCAGCCAAAACUACAAGAUAAACUUCAUCGGAAAAAUUUAGGCCCAGAAUUACAGCUUUAUCAACACAGAACAGGAAAGCUGAGAGACAAGCUGCUGUCUCAUCUGAUGUAACAGUGAUUCCUGGAAGUCUUAAUGGUUCAGAAAACAUCCCCAGGGCUUUUGGAUUAUUGGAUGUGUUCUCUAAGGCUCCAUAAUUCCAUAGUAGGAAUUAUAGUCUGGUCUGAGCUGAAGAGAAUGUCUCUGUUUGUGAAAAUAAUGGGUUAUAUGCUUUGAAAUUUUUAAACAGUUCAGAAACUAACACAAGAUCAUACUGUAAACACUGUUUGUAACUUGCUUCUCCCUGCCAUUAUCUAUAUAUUGUGAACAUCUUUCCAUGUCAAUAAA